Messenger RNA from Xyrichtys novacula (pearly razorfish), 10955 nucleotides. Lineage: Eukaryota; Metazoa; Chordata; Actinopteri; Labriformes; Labridae. The record is from the annotation of a GenBank genome assembly.
AUGGACUAUGAACCCAAGAAAUCCAAGAAGGUAAAGGAGCUGCUGUCCGGUCUCUUAGAUCCAUGUUUUACUCUGAAUAUGGUCCAAAGACAAGUCAACCCACUGAUGUGUUUUCUUAAAUUCAGACCAGAACUUCCAGGCUUUAGUCCAGAUUUACUCCUGAGCUGUUCUCAGAUACAUCCAUGGUCUAUUUUGAUAACCAACAAGGUGAACCAAACCGGGAUUUUUAGCGGCGUAAUGAAGCUCGUCAGGUAAACAGUUGUAAAGUUUUCUUUUUUGUUAAUCAACAAACACCCAGUUAGCCUCCUGUUAGCGUGUUUGUUGAUUGUUUUGGUGCAUGACGUAACAGGUCAACUGGAAGAGGGCGGAUAGACUAACGUCAAAUUCUCACCUCAUGUGGAAAGGCGGCCAAGAGGCCGUUGGCGCCAAUCGCCUCUGAUCGUUUUCAUUCAGGUUAAUGUGUCAAAUUCCCCUGCGGUUCAGCGGGUUUUGUAACAGAUCAUCAGGGUUCUGUUUUUUCCUGACGCCGCAGCAUGGCGGGUAAAUUCAGCACAGAUUAACCCAUGCUGGGAAGGAAGUCGGACACAGACACAAAAUAAAAUAUUCGUCCGCUUUUCAAAAUAAAACCCUUACAGCGUGCAAACAUGGUUUGUUUCGUAGACAAAGAUAAAUACUGCACUAACUCAUGGUUAAUUCCCAAUCUCCACUGACGUGAGCUGCCUCAACUGAGCUGUUGAGGCAGAUUUGAAAAAAGCGUCCACCAAUAGGAGCUGUCCAGGACGGAUGGCUCCUAUUGGUCAAUGUUUUUGCAGCCCUGCACCUGAUAGAGUGAACGGAUUUGUUCCGUUCUUUUUUCUCUUCACCUUGUGGAGAUCGCACAAUAGGACCAUGAUCGCCAUAGAAACGAGGUUCAUAAUAAUGACCAACCUCUCCAAUCGUCAACCAUGACUUUAAGUCUGAUCUGUGUACGUAAAUCUACUUAUUUGUACUUUACAGAAAAUGCUAAGAAUCAAAAACCAAGAGAAAGAGGAGAAAGUGUUAACCAGCUGCUCGGCACCUUGGUCUGACCUGAGCGAGUUGUUAGAUUAGGAACAUUCAUCACAAAAUCCAAUUAUUUCCCACUUUCUGCUUACUCAAAAAAAAAAAAAAAACUAUUGAACAAGAAGAAGACAAAACUCAUUAUAACAGCAUCUGCUUUUGUCCCGUUUAAUUAAAUCCAGCUGACUGCAGAGAUGUUUAUCACCCAACAGCCCUACAGUCUCGCUCUGACGCCUGCUGAUCUGUCCUCCGUAUCCACACAGAAAGACCAGUUCUUGGUCUUAAAACCGGGUUUUUCUCCAGUUUGUGUGUGUUUGGACAUCCAUUGGCCUCGUGCCUCGGAGUCACAGUAUAUUGAUGUGUGUUUGGGCGUGUGUGCCAGUGGGUGUCUAACUGUGUGUGCGGUGUUAGCGGUGAGUCUCGGUGGGGAGCUGUCAGAGAUCACUGCUCACCUAUCAAUCACAGUGGGAACAGCCAACGGGAUGAAGCGCAUUACAGCACACACACACACACAUAAACACAUAAUGAGGCCUGCGUGGACACACACAAACUCGUAUGAAAGUCUAGUUAAAAUGCAAACCCAGAACACCCCGCUGGAGUGACUGGAGACCGCUGCGUUAAUCACAUUCAGGAAACCAAAGUGUUUGACAAAUUAGACGGCGUGCUGAAGACUGAGGCAGGCGGGAAAGUUUUAUUCAUGAAGCGCGUUUCAAAGAUGUCCGACUUGAGUUUCUGUCUGUUUAUCUCAGGAAUCACGCUGAGCAGCGACUUUUGUUCUUCCUCCAAAAACAAUGAUUCCUGUUGUGACCGAGUUUUCACCGAGGGGGAAAUUCAAUCGCAUUAAACCGUUUACCUGCUCAGAGCGGUGACAGAAUGUUUCCAGUAUCUCAGUAUCUCAGCAGGAUAAAGAGAAGCAGGAUAUCUACGGGAAUGUACCAUCUGUAGAUGCAGGAGCAACAAUUUUAAAUCAGCAAACAGGGAAAACGGUCCAGAUGGAAAACCUCAUAUAACGCUUACCAUGGAUUUCCAUCGCGUACGGAACGGCGGCGAUUUGCGCUGUACGCCAAUUCUUCGUUUGUGACGUGAAUUCAGCUACGAUCGGCGAAUACGGCCUUUUCGUAGCCGUUCUGGAUGCGGUGGGGAUUGGCGGUUAUCUUUAUCUACAAAUAUCUACAUGCUACAAUGGCUGAGAACGGCCACUGCUGCAAAUAAAAAAGAAUGUAAAAAAAAAAAAGCCACAGUGGAAGUUACCGAUGCAAAAAAAACAAACAAAAUAAGUUACUGACUGUGAAAAUAAAAGGAUGCAAAUAAAAAAAACACAACAGAAGUGAGCUGCCGGGGACCAGUAUUGAUGAUGAUGUGGCUUUUUUAUUUGCAUCUUUUUAUUUUCACAGUAACUUUUUUUUUUUAUCUAUUUUUUCGCACCGUUGUGGCUUUUUUAUUUUUAUUUUGCAGCUACUGUUUCUCUUUUUUUUGCAUUGGUGAUUCCAUUUUUUUGCGUUCUUUUUAUAUUUAUUUAUUUAUUUUUAUUCUUUCCAUUUAUUUUAUUUGGCAGUUCUCGGCCACCGUAACAUGUAAGUGUAGUUUACAGUCUUAAAAUCUCAGUUAUGUUAUAUUUCAAAAGCCAGUCCUUGGUUUGUGUCGAGUUUGGCGCCCCCUGCAGACGAAUUAGACCACUUUUCUUUUCUUUUGUACAUGUGAAAACCUCCUCUUGUCCUCUCAAAGUCAAAUUUAUCACACACUUUCAGUAUUUGUUGUUAAAAAGAAAUUUAAAAAAGGGGUUGGUAGAGCUGGCUGUCAAUCAUCUGGUCUGGCUCCGCCCCUUUUCACAGCAGAUUCAGACACUAAAACUAGCAGCUCAGAAAUUUUGCGUCUUGUUUCCUCUCGACUGUCUUUCUCUGUCUUUAAUAUUUCAUAUGUCUCGUAAAUCUCCGUCCCUCUCCCUGCAGGGUUUUGUCUCUCCAAUCAAGCGGCUGGUCUGGUCAAAAUCUGGGCGCCGACAGGUGGACCGAGGAAGCAUUUACCGCCGCCCGCUGCACACUGUCCCUCUCUACCCGCCAGACUACCUCAUCCACCCUGAGAGGCUGAUCUUUGACUACGUGGAGAAGGAGGUCAAGGUAGACUCUUCGACACAGAACAAAACUAACUACCAUCACCGCUAACUUUACGAUAACUUUACGAUAACUUUACGAUAACUUGACUACUUUUUCGACCUUGUCUGGUUUUAGUUUCUCGGUCACCUGACGUGGGUGUCGGUGUCACUGAACCCCUCCAGUCGAGAUGAGCUACUUCAGCUGUUGGACACGGCCAGGGUGAAUAAGAAGUUUUAAUACGAGCUGACUUUGACUCAGUGAUCAAUAAUCAAUAAUCAAUAAUCCGUGUCUGUGUCAGUAGCAGCUGAAGGUGCUGCCUCUAAAGACCAGCGUGGACCAGGACUGUAUCCUGAGUCUGUCCGCUCGCUGUCUGCUGCUGACGUGGAGAGACAACGAGAAGCUGCUGAUGAGGAUCCCCACACACGAGAUCGCCGCCGCCUCCUACCUGAGAGACGACGCGCUGCACCUGCUGGUCCUCAAGACAGGUGAGGGAUAUACGCCACAUUCAGGUGGCGGUUUAUCUUCUCCGUCUUUACUCGACUCUUCCCUUUCGUCCCUCAUCAUCGUUUCCUCUCACCUGUUUUCCUCUGUCUUGUUUCAUCUUUGUCUCCCUAUCGCUCCAUCUCGGUUUGUUCUCCUUCGUAUCAUUUCGCUUCACCUGUUGUCUCUGUUUUCAUUUUCCCUGUUAUUUCCGACCCCUAGUCCUUUUCAUCGUUCAAUUUCCUCUUCUUCUUCUUCUCGGUGUGAUACCAAUUUUCCGAUCCCAUCCCCUCUGUAUUGUUAGAUUUUAUCUUUUUUUUACCUCUCCAGCUGUGCCACAUUUUGGCACAUCCAGUGGAUUCAUUGAAGGAACCGACUCAGGGUCCUUCAGUGUCACUGUUAAGCCGCGUUCAGACCAAACGCGACCAGGUCGCGUCGCGUCGCUUUGGUCUGUCACGUCGCGUCGCGGGGUGCUCUGGUGUGUUCACACCGGGUCCAAAGCUGCAGUCGCAGGUCGCGGCUGGUCGCCGGUGACGUCAUCCAUGUCACCAUCUCAGUUUUCAGUUCAUCAGUGCUGCCGCAUAUCUGUUCAUCCGCAGUAGACGCCGCCGGCGUUUAUGGGUGCAUGAAACCAUCCGGAGAAGGACGGAGCUGGGUGAAUUUCACCGCUUGCUCCAGGAACUCCGCCUGGACGACGGCCGCUUCCAGCGGUACUUCCGUGUGUCGACGGUGCAGUUCGAGGACCUCCUCGCCCGGGUGGGAAGCAGCAUCUCCCGCCUGGACACGAAAUACAGGCGCUCCGAAACUGAGAUGCUUCUUCUUUGGCGUUGCGGUCCCGGUACAGCCCGCAACCCACGUCGUAUAGCACCGGGUGGUAGCUAACGGAUGUGAUUAACUGCUCCUCCAUUGUGAUUCUUCUUCUCCUCUUCCUUGUUUCGCCGGUUUGUUGACGUCAGCAGAGCCCUGAUUGGCUGUCGCGGCACGGAGUCGCUCCCAAAGUUCAAAUAUUUGAACUUUGGGAGCGACGCGACUUGGCGUCCUGCGACCUCGGCGACGCGACCUCGGGGACGCGCCUUGGCGACCGGUCGCUAGGUCGCGUCAGGUCGCGUCGCAGGCAGCCAUAAAACAAGCGAACAGGACUGGCUCUCGUUUAUAUUCCACCUGUGGAUCACACACACAGACUCACUGUUCAUUCUCCUGCUCCUACAGGUUUAAAUGUGGACACAGUGGUUGCCGGGGACGACAGCCUGGAUAGGAAAAAAACAACAGGUGUGGAUGGCCGACGUCAAACCAUGAGCGGCAACUCUGAUCCCCGGCCUGCAGGGGGCACAAUGGAGCGACGCCACACCAUCUGUGGAGUCGACUGGAGGCCUUCGCUGUCCAGGAGUAAUCACGACAAGAACCAGAGUGUAGAUAGAGGGGGAGGAGGAGGAGGAGGAGGAGGUGGAGGAGGGGGAGAAAGAGGAGGAGGAGGCAGUUUGGAGAGGAAGAGAGUGGGAGGGAGCUGGGAGAGGAGGCAGCAAACACGCAAGACAGGAGGGAGCUGGGAGAACCGCAGAGCGAGACCCAUGAGCGGGAGCUGGGGGGUGGGAGUAGGAGGAGGUGCUGGAGGGAGCUGGGAGAGGAGGCAUGGUGGAGUGGGAGGAGGGGGGAGCUGGGAGAGGAGAGGUGGAGGCGGGGGAGGAGGAGGCGGCGGAGGGAGCUGGGAAAGGAGGCAAGCCUGCACCGGGAGCUGGGAACGAGGGAAGAGCUACGGCAGCUGGGAGAGGAGGAACCACAACCCGCUGGAGCCCACGCCCUGUCCGGACGCCUACUGCAACCUGGUCAUCCUGGCCGUGGAGAACAGGGUGGGUGGACGGGUCGGUUCUGUUCCACAUGAUACCGAUUCUGCUGUAAGAUACCGGUGCAUGACCUGUAAUAUCCAACAAGACCAUCAACAAAAGUUCAAACUUAUACAGGCGAGAGAUUCAGAAGCCGUCUUAUACGAACAAAAUAAAUUAGUAAAUUAAAUUAAGUGUACACUGUCAUGAAUAAUACGUUCAUAUGUUCAAAGAAAGGCACAAAGAGGCAAAAACAUUCAUUGAAUUGGAUGUCAUUUUCGAGGCAGUAUGUUCAUGGCUAUGAUACAAACCCAGCACGUAAUAUCAAUUUGACCACAAGAGGGCACCAAAGUCCACACAAACCUAAAACACCAGUUAGGAAAUUUCACUUUGUGUCAAUUUUGGCGCCCCCUGUGGUGAAUUGCAUCAUUUUUUAGAACAUAUUCUGCAGAUAAGCUCAUGUGAAUAUUAUCAGCUUCGUCUCUAACAGUCUUGUUUGUUUAUGAACGUCAUAAAAAGGUUUGAAUAUGAAUUUCAGUAUAUUUUAUUUACAUUAAAAAACUCCUUACAGGAGCUUUAAAGUUUCUCCCAGAUGACCAAAGAGAGCAGAAGAGAAGAAGCUGACUGUAAACAAGUCCCUGCAUUGACUUGUGUUGCUGCAGAUAAAACAGGCAGAUAGUGUGUGUGUGUGUGUGUGUGUGUGUGUGUGUGUGUGUGUGUGUUUACUCAGAGCUGGUCAAUUGUGACUCUGAGUCUUUGAUUCUGAGAGUAAAAAAAAAAAAAACUACAACAGACUGAAGAGAGAUUUCAGUGGGUUCACUAAUGAUUUGGCUCACAUGUUGGAGCCGUGCAAAGUAGGCCAACACUGAUGAAGCUCAUUCACACACACACACACACACACACACACACACACACACAAACAAACAGUCAUACUGAGAGUCUGCAUUGUUAUGUAAGCUGCAGGAUUGCAUCACAGUUACAGCAGAGUAGUUUUGUCACCGCGUGUGUGUGUGUGUGUGUGUUUGUGUGUGUGUUUGUGCGUGUGUGUGUGUGUGUGUGUGUUUGUGUGUGAACCUCGUCUCUGGAGUCAGAGUUCGUCUCAGUGUGUCAUUGUUGCUCACAGGCUCGACUCAGCUUUAGUUUUAGAGGUUGCUGGUUCAAAUCCUGACUUUCUUGAUCAAAGUUCAAAUGCAGCUCAGAGAGGAGGAUUUAUCUGGCGCGCUCAACAAAAGCUCAUCCUUCCUCUGUCUGCAGGCAGUCUUAUCAGAGAAUCUCACAGAUAUUACCGAUGUGGUAACGAAUUCGGCGUGAUGACAGCCUCCCCUCUCUCUCUCUCUCUCUCUCUGUGUUUGUGUUUGCGUGCAGGAUGCUGCAGAAGAGUACUGCUCUCUGAUCUGUCAGAUGUUCCAGAUCAUCUACGGCCACCAGACCAUCGAGUGUGUGGACAGAGCCGGGUUUCACCACAGCAUGCCCGAUCGCUUUUGGCUGCAGAGGAGUGAGUGACACCGAGGCCUUCUGCCUGUCAAAUCUGGUCAAAUUAACAAACUUGGAAACGUUUGAAAAAACUCAUAUUUUAAAUUUUCCUUUAAUUUAUAAGUAAUUUAGUUUAUGUUUGCAAGAACAUGAACUACGGUGGCCGAGAAGCGCCACUGCUGCAUAAAAAAGGAUGCAAAAAAAGAACAUCACUGCUGCUAAUGAAAAUUAAUGUAAAAAAAGAACAUUAUUUUGAGCCACAACGGAAGUUACCAAUGCAAAAAAAAAAGAAAGAAACCAAAGCCUGAUUCAGAUUAAAAAAAGAAACAGUGCAGUUAAAAAAAGAAGCCGUAAUGGGAGUUAAUGGCGUAAUUCUUACUGCGAAAAUAUAAGGAUGUAAGUGAGCUGCCUUACGAUGGAGUAUUAGGACCACAUUAAAAAAAAAAAAAAUUAAGACUGAGAUUAAUUUAUGAGAAUAAAGUCAUUACUAACAAGAAUAAAGUUUAAAAUCAUUACUUAUGAGAGUAAAGUCAGAAUGAAGCUAUUUUUAUUUUAACCUGUUGUUAAAGUGACAGUUGUUGAAAUUAUAGCAAUGGAGCAUUUCGUGAAAAUUUACUUAAAUACAAGUUUCUCAAACAAAGAGACUUAAUCUUUUGGCACAUCAGCGCCACAUUAUCGUAAGUAUCAUAAUGAUUUUACAACGACUUUAUUCUCGAACCAAGUAAUUACUGCAUUACGACUUUACUCUUGUAAGAAAUUAUUUUAUUACAACUUAAUUCUCAUAAGUAAUUACUGUACUACAACGUUAUACUCGAAAAUUAUGACUUUAUUAUGACUUUAUCUCGUAAGUAUCAUAAUGAUUUUACAGCGACUUUAUUCUCAUAGCUAAGUAAUUUCUUCAUUAUGACUUUAUUCUUGUAAGUAAUGAUUUUAUUAUGACUUUAUUCUCGUAAGUAAUUACUUUACUUUAUUCUCAUAAAUUAAUGACUUUUUUGCAGCAGGCUUCUUUUUUUUUGCAUUUGUAUCUUCUGUUUUGGCUUCUUUUUUUUCGGUCUUUUUUUAUUUGCAGCAGUGGCAGUUUUCGGCCACCAUAACUAACAGACGAGCGUCAGAAACCUGCAUUCAACAGGCAAAGCUCCAAGACCAGCAGCUCAGCUCAUCAUCUGCACAGUGUUUGCUCUUUGCUGCAUUUUGCAUUAAGUUUUAAUGAGCAGAGCAGCCUCUACGGGGACGCUAACAAGCUGUCAGACUGUGACUAACCCGUCUGUGUGUGUCUGUCUCUCUGCAGGUGACAGCUGUCUGACUGACAUGUCCUACAGUUAUGAUCCAGAGUUUAGCUGCUGCAGCUCAUAGUGAGUAACAUUUGGCUCUGACUGGAGCUGUUACACAUCCGCAUAAACACGGCGUGUCUGCAAUUCACCAAAUGUUUCAUCUAUUUAUGUCAGACAUUUUGCAUCAUAGAGGUUUUCCACUCUGGUUAUGGGGAUUGUAAAGUUCUGAAUGAAAGAUGAAUAUCUGCUCUUGUGGAUGGCAUAUUUUCUGCAGCAGAAGAAUUUCAGUGAAGGUGAUUUUGUCAGUGAUGUGAUGACAAAACUCAUAAAGUCUCCUCGUCUUUUUCAGCGAUGGUUCCCAGGACGCCUUCGAGCUCUACUACAGUGAGACGUACAGCGAGAGCUCCUCCCUCUCUCUGCAGGACUCCCAUCGCAGCCUGGCGUCGGUCAGCGAUGGAGGAGACAGUAACCCGGCUCUGCUGCUGAUGCAGGAGUACAUGAUCACUGUGAGUGUUGGUGAAAACCCGCCUCGUGGUUCUGACUCCUCUUGGGUUUGAGCAACAAUAACACAACCGUUUGAAAAAUACACAAUCUAAACAUCAAGAGGGCAAGUAAACAGAUUUUGAAGAGUAAUUAAAGUGUUCGUAUUUUUUAUGAAACAUUAUUUAAAGCACCUAUAAGGAAUUCUUGAAAUUAUACAAAUGACUUAAAGCUCCUGUGAGGAUUUUUUUCUACAAAUGCUCAAAAUUCAUGUUGAGGAGUGAUGGGCACGGCAGUUCUUUUAGAUUUACUGAAUCACUAGAAUCAGUUCAUUCAAAAGAUUUGCUCAAAAGAUUUGUUCACCGAUCCCUGAAUCAUUAAGCACUUGGCGGGAGGAGCCUGCAACUCUGACUUCCUUAGCUGAUAGUUCCUCAAAGGAGCUUUAAAUGUAAAACUUAGCUUGUGUGUGUGUGUGUGUGUGUGUGUGUGUGUGUGUGUGUGUGUGUGUGUUUGUGUAGUUGCGUAACAAGCUGAACCCCAUGGAGUUGCAGCAGUUUGCGGUCCUGCUCAGAGAGUACAGGCUGGGAUCAAACAUCGACCACUUCUGCUCUGAGCUGCUGCAACUGUAUGGAGACAACCGCAAGUUCCUGCUGCUAGGUGAGACACACACACACACACACACACACACACACACACACACACACACACACACACACACGAUCACAAAGACUGCAGCAAAACGAAACCUGCGGCUGACUCAGCUCUGUGAGAGUAAGGGAAGUUUGUGUCGAGAGUAUGAGACGCUUUUUUUUACUGGUUAUGUGUUUACCACAACAAUUUUAGCUCUGACCCACUUCCGCUGAGAAAACCACAACUUCCUUUUUGAGAGAGCUAGAGAGAGAUAGAGGUGUUGAUGCACACGUUGUGAAAACCUGUGAAGUAUCUCAUUAAUCUUAAUCUAAGUCACAUUUACUUGACAAGGUUACAUAUAAAAAUAUAAAAAAGAUAAAACCUGCAGAAAAUAAAGCCUGAACCGCUUGUAGUGGGUAAAAAUAGCUUCCAAUGCAGCUUCUUUUAACAAGUUAUUUAAAGCUCCUGUGAGAAGUUUUUACCUGCUUAUGAACUGACUGAAAAUAACCGUCUACAAAAGCAAACGAGACUGUGGGCUGAGAGACUGAUAUUUCCUGUCAUGUCAUUUUUAAAUGCUGCAGAGGUUAGGCGUCCACCAACGCAGUUGACAAAUAUUCAUGAUGAUAUGUCCACAGGGGGGCGACAAAGACAACACAAACAGACAUUACAUCACAGGAGCUUUAAAUUUUAAAGUUCGUCUUAUUUAUGUUUGUUUUUUUAUAAAUGUUUUCUUUCCCGGUGCACAGACUGUUUUUGCAGAUGUUUGUUGUAUCGUUAGUAUUUCAUCAUGUAAACUAAAGUGAUGGCAUCAUUUAAUGUCACAGUUUGUUUGAACUGUUUCACGCAUUUAAUAUAAUCCUGCAGCCUUACAGCCUCGCUCCUCCACCUCCUCCAGGCUGUUUGAGAUUGUGUUUCAGGUAUUUUUUAACAUUUUUAUUUAGUUUAUUAAUUCACACAUAAGAAUAAUACAGAUAAACAUGCACAGAGACAAUCGGAGGUGUGAUGAAGAGGUGCAGAAACCUUCUCAGGGGCUUAAAAAUGAAAUAUGAAGAAAUCAUGAUUAUAAAACAUGACUGAGCUGAAAUCUCGUCUUUGUAUCCCAGGUAUGCGUCCGUUCAUCCCAGAUAAGGACGUCGGCGUGUUCGAGGGUUUCCUGGAAAGCAUCGGGAUCCGAGAGGGCGGGAUUUUAACCGACAGCUUUGGACGCAUCAAACGCAGCAUGAGCAACACAUCUGCUACGGCCAUGAGAGGGUACGAAAGGUCGGAGGUUUUAUGGUGAAAGGCCUCAAAGCUGCAUGUAAACCUCGGUUGUAUUUAACGUUGGGUUGUUCUGGGUGAUCGGGUUUUAUGUUGCUGUUUCAUAUCCCAUCAUAAAUUUUUAAUGAGGCGCUUUUUCUUUAUUUGAAAUGAGACCAAAGAGCCAACCUGUGGUUCAAGAACAUAAGUGUGUAUAUAGAGGAGGUGCAAAAACCUGCAUGUAGUAAUGGCAAACAAAACCUGUCCAGCUGAGUAAGAGGAUACCCUCUGUUCCUAACAGGUAUGAUAACUGCACUAUGGCAUCUGGAUCUCAGGAAUUCAACCGACGCAUCACCGACAUCACCCACGACAUCCAGGCGCUCGGCUUUCAGGACACUCACGGAGACAUCGAGGAGGAAGACUACUACCUCUGA